AUGAGUAUUUAUUAUCCCUUUGCUCUACUAAUCAAUAAAUUAAUCAGAUAUAUCAUAUUAUUCUUAUAUGAUUUAGCAUCAACAUCUAUAAACAAACAAUCAUCGCAAAUAUCCUCUACAACUCUAGUCAAUAAUAAUAGUAAUAAGCGUCGAAAGUCAAAUGAAUGGGUUCUUCUUAAACGAUGUCGAUAUGAUUUAACUCAAAAUAUACCACCUAUUCAAUCAAUUUUAGUUAAUACAUCAACAACUAUAGAUGAGUCAACUGCAACAUCCGAUGAUCGUCUUGAUCAAUUUCUUCAACGCUUUAAUAUUCACUAUUCGGAUGAAAUCGAUAAAAACACAACACAUUUAAUAACUGAUAAUACAACAAGUCCAUUUGUUUGUGCUUUUUCAUCAAAAGUUGUUCAUGCAUUAGCACGCCAUUUAACUGUUUUAUCAAUACGUUGGAUUGAUGAAUGUCUUCACAUUGUGAAAUACGUGGCGAUUUAA
This is a messenger RNA of Rotaria sp. Silwood2, 489 nucleotides long. Lineage: Eukaryota; Metazoa; Rotifera; Eurotatoria; Philodinida; Philodinidae. The record is from the annotation of a GenBank genome assembly.